AGAAUAAUGGCUAAUGACCUACCAGGGUUCCCGGCAUCUAAAUGACUGCUUUUCAUUGUUGUUAACCAAAGGCGCCGACCUCAUGAAGCUCUUUAGAAGCAUCUGCUUUGCAGCUCCCGUAAGAGAUUCAGAAAAGCAGUGCUCAGAAACCAUGGACAGUGUGUGUAAGUUCUCCUCCACAGAAAGGAUAGCGCUGUUGGAGAAGGAGCUGGCGGCGAAGCUGAAUGAACUGAAGACUGAGGUAGAAGAACAACAGGGACUCCUUCCGGACACAGGCAGCCGGGGCUUCAGCUCCAUUCAAAUACCAAAGGAUGUUGCUCACUUUAGACGCGAACGAGAAGCGGCUUUGAAGAUAACUCUCCAGGUGGCCGAGUCCAAGCCCCUUGUUAUUCAGGCAGAUGUCCUGAAGAGGGAGCUAGAGAGCUGCCUAAGAAGAGAGUACACACCGGAAAACCUUCCCCUGCUUCUGUUGCAGUAUUACACAGAGAGGAUUACGCAGCUGGGCCAGAGUAAAUAUUUGCACCUGCUGAGGUGGAAGAGGCUCUGCCAGACCAGUAAGGCCAUGGAAGAACUCUACCCUCUUUAUAAGAAACAAGUUGACUACAUCAUGCAGGAGUUCAACGACUCAGUUCAGAGAGCCGAAAGACUGUCGGUUGCUAGAGAAAACUUCCUUAUGGGAAAAGACAACCGUGCGGACCUGGUGACUCAGGAGGACCUGGCGAUUUACAGCAGGUGGUUAGCGUGCCACCUGCACGCUCUCCGGACCAUUCACCACUACCUGCAGGCCCUCCAGUAUCUGCCGGUCUCCAAAGUGCUGAGCCUAGCUGAUAGGCAAGGCUCUGGAUCUAGUGAGGAAAAUGACAAAGUCUGUGUCACCGACCUUCAUGCUGCAUCCCCUGGUCCUCUGGGUCCCAGUGUUUCAGGGUCAGGGAGAACAGAUGCUGCGUUUGUCUUGCCUCAGCACGUGACAGACAGGGAUGACCUCAAACCUCAGCUGAGGCGCCUCCUCUCACAUUUCCACAUCCCAGAAGAUGUGCAAAAGCUGAGCGACUCAGCCAAAGAGAUGGAACUCUUUUCCUCGGUUUCUCAACGCUUCCAAAGCAUCUUCAUGGAGCAGCAAAGGAUGUGGACAUUCCCAGACUACGAGGCUGGGAGAGGUAGAGUGCAGCCUCCGCCCCUGUCGGGACCCACGACCACCCUGAGAAAGAAAGCCAACUGGAUUCCCUUUGUGAAGGUCAAGCCAAAAUGUGAUCCUUGGCAGAAGAAGAUGUUGACCAGACUCAAAGAACGGAAAAGAAUAGACGAGCUAAUGCACCUCCAGUCAAAGUUUUUGAAGAUUUCUGACCCCGUGCGAGUCAUGCAAGUUCUCCAGGAUCAUGCUGCAAAGACAGUGCGUGUGGCUCCGCACCACCCAUCUCUCCCACCUGCUCCGCCUCCGCAUCCACGCAACUAUGACCAAGUCUGGCAGAAUAUAUAUAGCAACCCCAAGCUCUACCAGGCAGAGAACCCAAGUGACGAUGACUUUGCAAAACCACAUCUCAUCCAGAGUUCUGACGGGCCUCUCAAGCAGAGAACAGAGACGGGAUACAAUUAUGCCGAGGCCCUGCAACUGCUGGGCUUGAGCGAUGGGACUGAGCCCGACAGGAAUCCUGUCCUGAUGAAAGGAGCCUACUUAUCCUUCCUGUGUCUGCGCCACCUGCACAUCCGGGAGCUACAGCGCAUCUGCUUGGGAGUUCUUAACUUCUUCAGAUCAGUUGAGCGAACUUUGACAAUGAACACUUCAGGUCUUACCUUGGUUUCAGGGACCUUGGUCCCCACUCUGGGAGAUAGUUCUUGGAUAAAUAUGUCAAAAGGAGGCUUGGGCACCUUGCAAGGCCUAGGAGCGCACCACUAUGUCCAUGGGACGCCUGCUGAGCACAAGGUCCACAGCAUCCAAUUCCUGGAGUUCUCAGAAGCUGAGAACCAGGAUGACUUCCACACCACACGAGCUGGCUGCAUCCACACUCAGGACCAGCUUGGCGAGUACGUCAUGUAUGACAGCGCCCUGCAGGAUUUGAAGGAGCUGGAGUCAGAGCUGCUGCUCAUUGCUAGCCAUUACAUUGAGAAAGAAAAAAGUCACAGAGGAGAAUGCAGAUCAGGGGGCAGCCAGCUCCUCGCCUGGGCCCAUGCAAACGUGGACAGAUUCGCUGUGCUGUAUGACCUGUGGACCUGCGAAGCCAGUCUUCUGGAAGGCAAACGCCAGCUUCUUGAUAGUUACUUUGAAGCCUACCAGCACACCUUGGACCCAGAAGAACGGUUUGCUUUAGCACAAGCAAUGACUGACAUAAUGCAUCGACGCCCCAAGUUUGAUCUCAGCCACUCGUAUUUCACUAAGGCCUACCGAGACGACUGCACCUGCCUGAGGCUUCACCUGCAGCUCGUGAGGGGCAUCCUCAGCCACCACCUGGAGCAGCAGCGGGAUUAUGUCCAGAGGCUCUGGCAAGGGGAUCGUCCAGAGGCUCCCAAGACAUUCGGACUUCCCCUGAACGUAAUUUGCAAGCAAUUUGUUUCCAUCAGCAACAGCUGCCCAUCUUCAGAGAAUGUCCACCCGUUGGAGUUCCACCCUUCCCUUGGCCUGGCUGGGCUCAUCCCCAAAGCUCUGGAGCACCUGUUUCGAGAGGCUCGCCACGCCCACAAGGCUGCAUCGCCCAGCUCGCUCACCCAGAUAGAGAUAUGCAGCUUGCAGCUUGCCCUGGACCUGUGGCUCAGCCCAGUCAAGCCCGAGGCCUGGUACAGCGCACAACUCCAGAGAGAGCUCUUUUCGACUCAGGUGAUGGGUGACCCCUUUCUCGUGGAGGAGGUGGGCCUGCUUGCGCUCAGGUCUGCAGUGGACAAAGGACUGAAACAAGGCCACGAUUUCCACACGCUGCUCCUGGACACAUUUUCCAAGCUUCUGGAACUCCUGACCCUCCGUCACCGGCUGAUAGAAACGAGCGUGGAGAGUGCGUGCUUGGCUGGGCUAUAUAAGGAAUUGGCGCUGGAGAUGGGUUUUGAAGAAUCCCACCUGCAUCUCAGGCCAGUUAACUUUGAGUUUGCAACACACAAGGACAAGGUGGACCCACCCCCUCCUGUCUUUAUAACUUCUCUGCUGGAGGACAGCAGUCGGGUAGACAGAUACUGCCCCACGUCCCUGGUCCUAGCCAUCUCUGAACUGGAUGACAACCAAAUUGGCAAAUUCAGUUUUCACACAAAAGAAGCCCUCCUCGAGCUCUUCGUCCAUUCAGGAGUGGAAAAUAUGCAAGUGGCCCUUGCCUGCCAAACUGUUCAGAGAAAUGCUUUGAUGGUGGCCGUUCAACAGGCGUUCUUUUAUCACGUCCCAGGAGCGGGCAGCCCUGUUGAUCUCAAGGAAACAAGUUCAGACCCGAGACGUCCUGGUGGAAUGAGUCCAAGCAGAAGGGAUUCCAGAACUACGAAUGGCAAAGAGCAUUUGCUGUUAGCCCCAACUUGGAAAGCCUCAGACACCUUUACUCAUUCGUCAGGAUUUAAGACUUCUAAAAGGGCUCCAGAGGCCUUUGUGUCCAUUCAACUAGAAAAGGCGGGUCUGCGGGACCUGACGCUGAACACAUUCCUGCACAGGAAGCAGACAAUGAUGGAUCAGAUAAAGAGCCCUGAUGGUGUUGAAGAAGUGAAGAAGGAACUAAUCAUUGAAUAUUGCCAAAAGUUGAACCGCCGCAUGUCUCAUUAUUCCCUUCGGGGUCAGAUCAUGGCCUACUGCAAUAGCCUGAGAGUUCUGCUAGAUGACUUUCCUACCAUCCGCGAUACCUUCUUCAUGGUGGGACAGGCAAAUGAAAAGAAGGGAUUGAAGGACUCCAGUGGGGAAUUCAAGGCAGACUCCAGCAGGAGUUUUCAGCCUCGGCCUCGAAGUUUGCUGUCUGCUGAUGGAAGAGUCUUCCUCAACUUAUGGUUUAUUCCCCAUCCGUCUGAGGUGCUGUUUCUGUUCAAAUCUCUGCCAGAAGAGGAGGCUUUUAGAGCCCUGACACUGACUCUGCAGCUCGUAGCUUCUCUCCAUGACAUUGUGUCCUACACUUUCAGUUUUGCCAAACUUGGCAAUUGCCCAGCAUGCUUUGACCUUCCUCUAAGUCCAAACCCUCUGAGGAGGGACUGGGGAGGAGCCGAGCGCAUUGGGACUGAACUUCAAGAGCUGCAGAAAAUGAUUGACAGUCUCCAGAACCCCCAGGACCCGAGCCAGGUGGCCCAGGCCCUCCUCCUCCGCAGGGAGGUGACGUUGCUGCAGUUCGAUGCAGCCCUGAGACAUCUCCUCCGAACAUUUUUGGCAGCGGGAAAUACCCUCGCCUACCAGUCUGUCGCAGAUGGUGCGUGCUAUGGUUUGCCACCCCUCGGCAACUCUCUUAGGAAGAGCAUCUUUUCCUCACAGCUCAGCCUGCCCCAGCCGCUGGACCCGCGGAGCCCCCAGGCGUUUGCGUUGUUCCCGUGGAGGGCAUUCCUGGAAGAUGGUGGACCAUUUCCAGUUAAAAGCAGCAUUCCGGACACCCUAGAGUAUGAUAUGCAGAUGUGUCUUUGUGGACUAAGUGACCGUGACCGCAGAGUGGCCCAUGGAGAGCUGGUGGGUGUGCAGAUGCUAAUGGAAGAUGUACUUCUGGGCAGCUGUCACGUGACCAGGAAGGCCUCUACCGAAUGGCAAGCUGCACUGGACGAGGCACAGCCAGACUGUUCCAAACUGCCAGGACUCUGCCCAAAUCAAUUGGAACAUCACCCAAAGGCCUCUGCUUUGCCGGAGGACCCAUGUGAUGUAAUGAUGUCCCUGGCUCUGCUGAAAUCCUUCCUCGUCUUGUGGAAGCGGCUGGAAGUGCUGAAGGAACACUGGGGCCGACUCAAGCUUCGAGGGCAGGACAUCAACUCUGCCCCGCUGCACAGACAGUUCUCAGAGCUCUACGAAGCUGAGAUUCUCUACCCCAGCAUGAAAGCUCUAGCCAGGCAGAUGGGCAAAGAAGAUGAAUUUGAAGAACUUACACUAAGAAGCCAAUCUAUCCUUCCCCCAAAGGGAGCCUCAGAAAUUGAAAUAAAAACUCAGCAGCUUCAGAAACUUCUGGAGAGUUUAGAAAUUCACAUGAUCCAAGAAGUAUUGAGAAAAGUUAAUAGAGAGAUGACACUGUUUCUAUCAGAAAAGUCCAAGGAGGAAUCUGCCCUCCCAACAGAUCUUUGGAAACACCAAGUCAUGAAAGAAAACUUUUCAGUUCUGAGACCCCAGAUAGUUGAGAGAUUUAUACGGAGACUGAUGGAGAAUUCCCAAGACGAUGGUCCUGAGAUCACUUUCCGGAGGGAGCACCUUGAAGCCUGCAUCCUCUCCCUGGGCUGUGAUGUGAUGGCUCGAGAACGCAGCAACUUUGAGACCUACUCCAUGUGUUAUGAGCAUGUCCUGCAGCAUGCCAGGCAGAAACUUAGCCAGAAGGAGCAGGAGGUAGACGCGCUACGGGGAAGUCAAGUUCCCUCUGAAGACGGUGCCAGCCAGAUUGCAGAGCUCAGUCAUGACAUGAUCAUGGAAAUCACUGCUUUGAGGGCCCAGCUCACAGACCUGGAAGAGGAGAAUCUGAAUCUGAAAAUCCAGAUUAGAAAAGAGGUCCAGGAAGAGUACAGAGAAUUGGUGCAGGCUUUGUUUCUGACCUGCCUACACAUAAAGGAGAAGCUGGAUGAGAAUCAGUUUAAUUUGAUCCAGAAAGUGUGUGAGCUCAUCGGUGAAGUGAGAGCAGAAGGGAUUGCCAACGUGAAGCAGCUAAAGAAAACCUGGGGCUCUGCCAGACCCGAUGAAGAAACAAACGAGAACACAGCCAAAGAGCAGCUGUGUGCCUUGGAGCAGGACAACAGCAGCACCCUGGCUGCUCUACUGUGCAAAGCGCGGAGCCUGGGCCGCUGGCGGCUGGCUGUGCAGCAGGCCCGCCUCAGAGGGCAGCUGAGCAGGGCAGAGAUGGAAUCUAUUCACAGUAAAAAGGAGUGCUUGAGAAUCAAGCUAAUGGCAGAGCAAGAAGUGGCUUCACUCCAUCAACAGCUCCUGGCUGCAAGGCAAGCCCUGGCCAAAGCUCAGACCGACAACAGGAAGCUGUGCUGGCAGAAUGAUACCCAGGCUCAACUGCUGAGGGAGUUGGAACACAGAGUGACUCAAGACUCUGUCACUUGGCAGCAGCUAGAUAUCAUAAAAACAUCUGGCAUGGAGAAGCUCCUAAAAGAUGUGGAGCAAAAAGAACAAAAACUGCAGCUCCUGACCGAAGAGGCCGAGCGGGCUUCAAAACGAGGCCAGCUGCAGCAAAAGAAGAUGGACAGAGACCUGAAGCAGAUGAGAAACCGGCUUGCUCAGGAGCGCAGUGUGAAGCUGGAUGCCUUCCAACGAGUGCAGGAGCUGCAGAGUCAGCUUUAUGACACCAAGUGGCCCUCUGUCCAGAUGGGCUCCCCAAUUGGGCUCAGAUCUCAGACCCACUGUUCCCUAAACUCUGCUUCAACAUUAUCCAGAUACUCUCACCAUCGUUUUUCAAAGACUCAUUUUAUGGGCAGUAAAAUGACAAGAAGGAUUCAAAGACCAAAGACUGUACCAGUCAAACACAACAGAAGGACUGAGGGUGGUUCUCCACCCAGUGUGAAGGAAAAUGUUCAACUUACAACUUUUCAAGCCCCAACAGCUCCAUCUGGGAUUUCAUUCAGACCUGAAAGCUUUUCUUCCUAGUGUGUGGCAGCUGGUCCUGAAGGACUGAGAUGAACGCAUCCUGAGCGUCCCUACCACAUGAAGCCAGCUUUGGUCUCAGAUCUGAAAGCACUCAGGCAUUGGUUUGCACUCUACAAGCUGUUUCUGGCUCUUGGCUGUCCAGCAGUCUCUUUGUUGGAGUUUUAAGGCCAUGAUAGUGGGCCUUGGUACUGACCUGUCCUCACUAAGAAAUGAAGACCCAGCACUGGAAAUCUGUCUCAUCCAUUAAGAAGGCUAGCUCCUCCUAGGAUCACCGUUCAGUUCCAGCUCCUACCUGUAACUCUAGUUCCAGGGGAUCUGAUAGUCUCCUCUGGCCUCUGUGGGUACUAGGCAUACAGAAGUGAAGCAAUCAUACAUA
Molecule: messenger RNA, 7088 nt
Organism: Mus pahari (shrew mouse)
Lineage: Eukaryota; Metazoa; Chordata; Mammalia; Rodentia; Muridae
Exons: 48
Coding region: 14-6712 (2232 amino acids)
Source: RefSeq, a predicted model, not a curated record